AUGAGGUUCAUGCACCAGCUGGUUUGGCCGCUGCUAGCUUUAGUCCUGGUGACUAUCGUAGUAGCACAAGAUUCAACAUCGCCCGUCGCUACCAGUACAACCAACCAGGCUUCAUCAACAACGUCUACCGGGAUCGCGACGCACACCAUUCAAGUUGGCCCAAAGUCAGAUCCACAUCAGUAUGUGCCGACCAACAUCACAGCGAAUGUGGGGGAUGUUGUCGUCUUUGAGUUUUAUCCAACGAACCAUUCUGUCGUGAAGGCAGACUAUCUGUCACCCUGUGUGCCAGCAAAGUUGCCCUUCUUUUAUUCCGGAGCCUUUGAUGAUUUCAAUCUGAGGGAUGGACAACUUGUUGGGCCGCCCGCAUUCUUUUAUUGCACAGCAAUAGAUUCUUGUCAGAAGAAUGGCAUGGUUGGCGUCAUUAAUCCGAAUUCAACACAGACCUGGGAAUCACAGUACAACGCGGCCCUCAAGUAUCCAUACAUGACACUACCAGGGCAGCCGUUGCCAGCAGAAGGCAGUGGUGGCAGCAGCUCCGACUCGGGUUCAAGCAACGAUCAGUCCGGGGGCAAACACGGUCUCAGCACGGGUGCUAUUGCGGGUAUAUCCGUCGCGGGUGUAGUAUUCGUGGCGAUCCUGGUGGCUUUGUUCUUUGUUCUCGGUCGAAACCGCGUAUACUCCCAGUGGGUGUCGUCGCAAGACGGUCGGACAGAACGUACCCGGCGAUGGGCCUUGUUCAACCACGACGACCAAUUGAGCAACAGCAAUCGCAAGAGUGAAAUUGGGAGUACUGCCCCGAAGCCAGGCCAUAUCGAUAUUAGCGCGGUGUCCAGCCCGGACCCCACGGUCCGAACAUUCUCACCGGGAAUGGAAAAUGUUUCCGGGCACGGUGGUUCUCCGGCGACACAACAAGGUCAUUGGAGUUGGAACGAGCCCCCUGUGCCAGCACGCGCAUAUGGUGCUCCCACAGAGUUGGAGGGACAUCCGAUUAUCUGGGAAGCUCCAGGCAGUACGCCUGGUGGACGGUUCUGA
Molecule: messenger RNA, 1032 nt
Organism: Penicillium salamii
Lineage: Eukaryota; Fungi; Ascomycota; Eurotiomycetes; Eurotiales; Aspergillaceae
Source: the annotation of a GenBank genome assembly